CGGGUCCUUCAACACCUGCCGAGAGACGGUUUCCAUCUCCCCCUCUCGCAUCACCCUUGCACCAGAUGGGCCAACAGGAAGGCACUGGCUCUGUGUCCACUACUCAGAGGCGGGGGCGUCCUCAAAAGCUGAGAACACCAAGAACUGCGUCCCUUAUCUACAGCCUGCAGGCAACAAGGGAACGCCUGCGACGUUCGUUGUUCAGAAGCCGUGGAACUAGGCAUUUUGGGGGCCUCACCAAGGGCCAGAUAGUGCAUGGAGCGUCUAGGUACCUUUCAAAACGUGCCCUUGACCUGUUCCGUGCUCAGCUGUGCCUGCAGCCCUUACACAAGUUUUGUCGUAGGUGGCCUCCCCAUUUCAGGAGCUUUGCUCUCAAUCUGCACUUCAAGGGCCCUCAAGCUUACAGGUACCUAAGCGAAGUAUUGGCUCUGCCAUCUGAGAGUUCAUUGAGAAAUUGGCUUAAGGAAAUUACUUUGGAACCUGGAGUCAUGCCUUCAGUUCUCGAAGGACUGAAGACAAAACUCGAGGGGCUGCCACCAAAAGAUCGCACAUGUGUACUGUUAUUCGAUGAGAUGUCCAUUAAGGAGCACCUGCAGUACGAUUCCAGAUCAGACACUGUUUACGGCUUUGCAGACACAGGAAAAGAAAGGAACUCCCAGAUGGCAAACUCUGCUUUGCUUGUUGCACUCUCAGGGAUAACUAAAUCCUGGGUUCAGCCCUUGUGUUAUUUAUUUUCGAAGUCUAGUGUGUCAGCAGACACACUGCAAGAUUUGAUUCAGGACCUCAUUCGACAGCUUCGAUCAUUGGAUGUCUCUGUGAAAGCGGUUGUCUGUGACUAGGGUGCCAGCAACUGUGCAUUGUCUAGAAAGCUUCAGAUCUCCCCAUCCAAACCUUACUUCUGUGUCGAUGAAUCCAAAGUAUAUUUUAUUUUUGAUCCACCACAUUUAAUGAAAACAACACGAAACCUGCUGUUGAAGCAUGACCUGCAGAUUGGGAAUGCUCAACAGAAGGUUCAGUGGUCCUUCAUUAAACAGUACUAUGAAUCAGACCACCCCCUAAAGGUCCGACUGUCACCUAAGUUGACAGACAAUCACAUUCACCCCACAGCUUUCAAACGUAUGAAGGUCAAGCUUGCGACGCAAGUACUGAGCAAUAGUGUUUCCACUGGGAUCGCUGUCCUUAUUAGCUGGGGAUGUAUGCCACCAGCAGCCACUGAGACUUCAGAAUUCCUCCUCAAGAUGGAUCAACUGUUUGACUGUUUAAACAGUUCAUCUGUCGAACAGAGUGAUGAUGAUGACAAAAAGAUGAGAUAUGCAAUGAACAAUUCCACAAAACAUAAGGAGUUACUAGAGUCUGCAGCCCAGUGGGUUGCACAGUGGAAAUUUCACAGUGAUAGGCAGCCUCCUACUGUAAGGGGGUGGCAGAUCACAAUUCGCGCAGUACUUGCAUUGUGGGAAGACCUUCACCAAAAUUUUGGUUUUGAUCAUCUGCUGACACGGAGGCUCAACCAGGACCCCCUGGAAAACAUGUUUGGUCAAUUCCAGCAAAUGCAUGGGUGUAACGAAACACCAAACGCGUUUCAGUUUGUUGCAGGCCUCAAGCAUACCCUUGCAGGGAGGCUCAUGAAGCUUCCAAGCAGGGGGAAUUGCGAAGCUGAUACAACUGAGCUGUUAAAUGACUUGUUGCGCAUGCCGGUUUCCUCACCUGGAGACACCCCCUGUGAGCCUGACACCUCACAAGGGAUGCCUGCAGAUGAUGAAACAGAGACCGAACAUGACAUGCAUGCUGUGCAGGAGCCUGAGAACAUUAUUGAGGCUAAUGCACAGUAUGCAUAUGCAGGGUCCCUGGUUCACUCUUUCUUAAAGACCUCUAAAUGUACAAACUGUCCAAGCUUGUUGAGGGCUGCAGGUGAAGGCAUUAGCAGAGCAGAGGGGUUGUAUUUGUAUUUGGAGAGUGAAUCUCAUGGCUCUGAAACUGCUUCUUGUGCCCCAUCAGAUUCGUUUUUUGAGUAUUUUCGUAACUUAGAAAACGUAUUUCAAAUGGAGAUUUCCAAUUUGUUACAUAGACAGCAAGUGAGAAGGCACUUUGUAAAUCUGUUAUGACAAGAACGUCAUGAGCCAUUCUGCUCCACUGCAUGUCAGGCCAGUUUCCUAUGUCACUUCGUUACAAAGCGA
Messenger RNA from Ornithodoros turicata, 2174 nucleotides. RefSeq lists its product as uncharacterized. Bases 948 to 2102 code for a protein of 384 amino acids. The transcript is spliced from 2 exons. The record is from RefSeq and is a predicted model, not a curated record. NCBI's taxonomy places the organism in Eukaryota, Metazoa, Arthropoda, Arachnida, Ixodida, Argasidae.